UGAUGUCCACUGACUGCAUCAAGAAGUGUCUUCCCAGACACUGAAGUCAUGGCUUUGCUUUUGCCUUUUAGGACAUGUCUCGAAAGCAUCACACCUGGAAGGAGCAGGCUCCUUGGCUAUCCUCCUUGGUGAACGCUGUGGGGACUGGUGUGCCUGCCAAGGGCUUCCCUGUGGGUACAGAGCAGCAGGUGGCACGCUGGAACCCCCCCCGGUGCGGCGUGCCCGACCUCCCGGUGCUGACGGACGGACAGAGCGGGCGCAACCGGCAGAAGCGGUUCGUCCUCUCCGGAGGACGCUGGGACAAGACUGAUCUCACCUACAAAAUUGUCAGGUUCCCGUGGCAACUUGUAAAAGCUAAAGUGAGAAGGACCAUAGAAGAAGCUUUGAAAGUCUGGAGCGAUGUGACCCCGCUGACCUUCACUGAGGUGCAGGAGGGACGGGCUGACAUCGUCAUCGAUUUCACGAGGUACUGGCAUGGAGACAACUUGCCUUUUGAUGGGCCCGGAGGGAUCCUGGCGCACGCGUUCUUCCCCAAGACACACCGGGAGGGAGAUGUCCAUUUUGACUAUGACGAGACCUGGACGAUUGGGAACAACCUGGGCACAGACCUCCUGCAAGUGGCUGCUCAUGAGUUUGGCCACGUCCUGGGCCUGCAGCACACGGCUGUCUCCAAGUCCCUGAUGUCUCCUUUCUACAUCUUCCGCUACCCCCUAAGCCUGAGUGAGGAUGACAAGCAAGGUAUCCAGUACCUCUAUGGGAAACCCUCACUGGAUCCUGACCCAACCCCAACUCAGCCAGCAGAGCUGCCCCAGCCAGACCUCGAAACAAAUGAGAUCACCAACGUGGAGGACGUGCAGCCCAACGCCUGUGACACGGCUUUCGACGCCGCGUCCACCAUCCGAGGGGAGCUGUUCUUCUUCAAGUCCCGCUACGUGUGGCGGCUCCGAGCUGGAAAGCUGCAGGACGGUUACCCAGCUCUGGCCUCCCGGCACUGGCAGGGGAUCCCCAGCUCUGUUGAUGCCACCUUCGAGGACCCUCUGGGCAAUAUCUGGUUUUUCCAAGAUUCUCAAUACUGGAUUUAUGAUGGCGAGAGAAGGGUAUCUGGUCCCGCCCCAGUUGUGGAGCUGGGCCUCCCUGCAUCCCCUGUGCAGGCAGCUCUGGUGUGGGGGGCUGAGAAGAACAAGAUCUACAUCUUCAGUGGAGGCAACUACUGGCGCUUCAACCCUCACACACGCCAGGUGGACAACAUCUACCCCCGGGCCAUGGCCGACUGGCGCGGUGUCCCGCAGGAGAUCGACGCGGCUUUUCAGGAUGAGCUUGGUUUUGCCUAUUUCCUGAGAGGCCAAGAUUACUGGAAGUUUGAUCCAGUCCAGGUGAAAGUGCUGGAGGGCUACCCACGCCAAAUCAGCCAGGACUUCUUCAGCUGUACACCUUCCUCCAACUCCUUCAGAUGAGGGGGAUGCCUGUGUCCUCCACGCUGCCCUUUUAUCACCCUUACCU
Corapipo altera (White-ruffed manakin) is the source of this 1500-nucleotide messenger RNA. It is a transcript of the gene MMP11, whose product is annotated as matrix metallopeptidase 11. Bases 75 to 1454 code for a protein of 459 amino acids. Gene Ontology annotation, molecular function: zinc ion binding; metalloendopeptidase activity. The record is from RefSeq and is a predicted model, not a curated record. Gene Ontology annotation, biological process: extracellular matrix organization; collagen catabolic process; proteolysis. The transcript is spliced from 7 exons. NCBI's taxonomy places the organism in Eukaryota, Metazoa, Chordata, Aves, Passeriformes, Pipridae. Gene Ontology annotation, cellular component: extracellular matrix.